AUGAGGGACGCCUACAGAGACGGGACGCCGAUGCUCAAGGUGCUGGCAGUGCUGGCGUGGUGGGUGUCGGCGGCUAGCAGCCACCAGCAGCAGCCGUUCUACGUGUACACGCCGCCGGCUCCGAAGCAGCACCACGUGCAGGGGGUCCAGCCGGUGGCGCUGCAGGUCCACGGGGUGCAGCUGUACCCCGUGCAAGCGGCAGCGGCCGCAGCUCCUGCCACGGUGGGCGUCGGCGCUGUCCAGUACCCAGAUGGAGCCGCCGUUCCUGCCACGGUCGGCACGGUCCAGUACCCAGCUGUUCCUGCCACGGUCGGCACGGUCCAGUACCCAGCUGUUCCUGCCACAGUCGGUGCGGCCCAGUACCCAGCUGUUCCUGCAGCGGUCGGCGCGGCGCAGUAUCCAGCGGCGGCGCCGCUGUACCCAGCUGGUGCCCCUGUCACGGUCGCCACUGCCCAGUACCCUGCGGCAGCGGCCGUCCCGGCCUACUCCACCCCCGUGGUCGCCCCCGCUGCGGCCCCCGCAGCAGCCGUGCAGCCGGUGGUGAUCCCGUACGCUGCCAGCGCCACCUCGACCGCCACGGUGCACGGCGGCACGCCCUUCAAGCUGCUCUUCUCGCGCUUCCCGCCGCUGCUGGAGGGCUUCGUCCAGCGCAUGCAGAACUACUUCUCCACCUACAACCACCCCACCACUCCGGAGAACGGCGGGUUCGACUUCGAGUCUGCAGGGGGCGGCGGCGUUGGUGACGUGGCCAGUGGAGGGUACUCUUACGAGCCGCCGGCGCGCAACCCCUUCAACUACCCAAUCAGGCCCAGGACUUUCAGGCCAAACCAGCCUCAGGGGGGACGCGGGGGAUACUUCUACAACAGGCGGUGA
Messenger RNA from Schistocerca cancellata (South American locust), 873 nucleotides. Its product is annotated as ice-structuring glycoprotein-like. Bases 1 to 873 code for a protein of 290 amino acids. Lineage: Eukaryota; Metazoa; Arthropoda; Insecta; Orthoptera; Acrididae. The record is from RefSeq and is a predicted model, not a curated record. The transcript is spliced from 4 exons.